AUGAAACCGAGCUGUCGGGAGGCUUUCGAUAUUGCCGUGGUACGAUGUAAGUUGAAGACUACACCACUAACACCGAAAGUUAGUUUUGGUGAAGUUAAAGGUGGAACCCCAUCGAUCGCUCCUUUGCAAGGCUCACCAGUUAUCCGUCCACCCUAUGCUAAGCCUGCAGCAGCACCCCAAAUUCAGGAUUUACCGGUUAGGCAACCAGUAGGACCAGCUCAACAAUUUAUUGCUUUCAAACCACCCCAACAUCCCAAUUACAAGCCUCAGGUGUACUAUCAACCUGGAACUAUUCUUACAAUGAACCAAAAUGGGGCAGGGUCACAACGGCCGCCAAAUCCUUCCAUGUCACCACAGAACAUGCGUCCAAUCGCCCCUCCGAUGAUGCGGCAAGGACCUCCUGCCGGUCCUCGUCCAACUGGAUCCAUGGGAUCAACACCACCCAACAUGCAGUACCCUAGCUCACCAAAUGUCAGGCCUCAAAUGCAAUCACCCUUAGCGGCGCAGCCAGCAAUGCAAAGGCCACAAAUGCCACAAAAUAUGCGUCCACUGGCGCCCCAACUCGUAAGACCACCUGGGGUUGGACCACAGAACGCCAGGCCUCCGGUUUCACCGCAAAAUGUAAUCACUAAUAAUACCCAAUUCAUUAGACAGGCAGCGCCUCAAUUUCGAUCACCGAGCCCUGGACAACCUUCGCCGCAAAUAACAAAUCCCAACUCCCAGUCUGUUCGUCCACCGCCUAUCCAACAACAAGUUGCGAGCAACAGACCACCAUCUGCGUCUUUUAAGUCCCCACCCCAAAGCAACACUCCUGUAGACCAAUAUGGAUUCGAUUCACCAGAAAAUCAGAGUCGACCUCAAGUAGAUCAUACAGGUAGAAUGGACAGUCCUAAAGGUAGCUACUUAUCGACAGAUGAUGAUGAAGAUGUCGUUAUUGGAAAGAUUACUCCACUGUCCUCAUCACGAUCACCGGAAGGACAAACUAGUCCAACUUCAAAAAACCCAUCUUCAGUUCCAAUGUACAGGUCAGACAGUCAAGCAUCUAUACCUUCCAGACCACCCUCUGCUCUCGGAAACUUCAGCAGAUCGUCAGACCCAAGACAUUCACAGCCACCGUCACAGAUGCUUCAGUCCAACGAAAUAAUCUACAAAGAAAAGCUACCCGCUUCCGCAGACAAGCCGCUGGACGGCCUUAGCGGAGUGACAAGAAUGAAAACUCCAUCGCCGGACGAAAACAGUGCGGAAUAUGCAAGAUUGUCCAACCGUUUGCCCUCGGUUGAUACUUCGGCUAGGUCGAACAGACCACUGGAGUUGGGCUCGACACCUUCACAAGAACACGCUACGAGCGGCCGAAGCAGACCACCGAUUUCCAGCACUCCAAGCACCGAACGAGUUACCUUUGUUUUACCGGAAGAAACAAAUGACGGCACAAACUCGGAACCCAUGCGGAAGACCCCAGUCCCGCCCAAUGUUCUUAAAAAGCCCGACGCGGAAACGCGUGGCCGUAGCCCUUUUAAGAACCAUCUCACGGUUGGAGGGAGCAGCUCAGCCAGUGAUAAUAAAGGCGAUAAUGACAGCGGAGUCGAUGAGUCGACACAAGAAAAGGAGCGAAAUGGUCCAGGCUCUCCUGGUUCCCCACUGAAGUCACCCAGCAAAAUUCCUUCAUUGCGACGGCCAGAAAGCAUUACGCCACAGACACGAUCCAGGAGCACAUCAAAGCAACGACUAACAGCAAAAACGCCCGAAACUCCAACCGAACCGCUCAUCAAAAAAGUACCAAUGAACAAAAUUCAGGUCGGUGCAACUCCAUCGCCGAAUCUAAAGGUGGUCAAAUCUAAGAUUGGGUCCCUGGAAAAUGCAACCCAUAAACCGGGCGGUGGAAACAUAAAAAUAGAAACGAAAAAAAUCGAGAUCAAAGCGGCGCCAAGGAUUGAAGCGAAAAACGAAGCCUACGUGCCGAAGGGUGGCGACAAGAAGAUAUUGUCAACCAAGCUGCAAUGGAAUGCCAGAUCGAAAAUUGGGUCGCUGGAGAACGCGAACCACAAGCCCGGCGGAGGAGACAAAAAAAUCGAAACUCUGAAAACCGAUUUCAAAGAUCGGGCAAAAUCUAAGGUGGGUUCGAAGGACAACCUUGGAUACCAGCCCGGUGGAGGAGAUGUUAAGCCUGGAAGUGCCGCAGUUAUUGAGCAAAGAAGAAGAGCCAUUGUCAAUCAAAAAUUGGACAUCAAGGCGGAAAGCAAGGUCGGCUCGCUCGAAAACGUCAAGCACAAGCCGGGUGGCGGUGACAUUAAGAUCUUUGAUGACAAAGAAUACCUGAAGCAAAUCGAUCAUCCUAUAGCACCAACACCACCGACACAGCGUUCCGUACGGAAAAUGGCUUCCAGCAUGUCGGGCGUCGAACUGUCACGCGAGCUGGGCUAUAGCAAUGGGCCCGGCUCGCUGGCAUCGCUGCAACGUCCAUCGUCACUGACGGCAUCCCUCUCGCUUCCGGCCGAGUGUAUUGUCCUUUCCCUAGCACCGGGACCUACGGUGGAUCCGUCCCCGGAGCGAAAGUUACGCCGCGUGGAAUCAACCAGAAGUUUCAUCAGGAAGGACGGACGAGCAAUUCAUCCCAAGCCAUUCCGUAUCUACUAG
Sabethes cyaneus is the source of this 2634-nucleotide messenger RNA. RefSeq names its product microtubule-associated protein tau (gene tau). Gene Ontology annotation, cellular component: neuron projection. Gene Ontology annotation, molecular function: microtubule binding. The record is from RefSeq and is a predicted model, not a curated record. The transcript has 9 exons. Bases 1 to 2634 code for a protein of 877 amino acids. Gene Ontology annotation, biological process: microtubule cytoskeleton organization; neuron projection development. NCBI's taxonomy places the organism in Eukaryota, Metazoa, Arthropoda, Insecta, Diptera, Culicidae.